AUGUUCAUGCAGUACAUACAGAAGAUAGACGUGGUGAUCCAAAACAACUCAGCUUCAAUCCAUAAUCUUGAGGUGCAAAUCGGUCAGCUCUCAAGCAUGCUCACAGAAAGAACUGCAGGAACUUUGCCAAGCAACAUUGUCACCAAUCCGAAAGAAUAUGUAAAGGCAAUAUCAUUGAGAAGUGGACGAACAUAUAAGGAGCCAAAAGUAACAAAUGCCAAACAAGAUGAAGCUGUAGAUAAUGAGGAGUCAAAGAUGAAGGAAGCCGAGUCAGAUAUGAAAGAAGUGGAGCAAGCUGAGAAGAUUAAGGAGAAUGAAAAAGCUUCAAAAUCCAAAAGAUCCAGGGAAGUUACUUUUGAGACUUAUUCUCCUUCAAUUUAUGAUCCACCAAUUCCUUUUCCACAAAGAUUAAGAAAAAAUAAUGUGGAUGAUCAGUUUUCUAAAUUUUUAAGUAUAUUUAAGCAAUUGCAUAUUAAUAUUCCUCUCAUUGAAGCUUUGGAACAAAUGCCUAAAUAUGUUAAAUUUUUUAAGGAUAUUAUAUCAAAGAAGCGGAAAUUGGAGGAGCAUGAAAUAGUAAUGCUGACAGAGGAGAGUAGUGCAAUCUUACAAAAGAAAUUACUGCCUAAGUUGAAAGAUCCGGGGAGUUUCACUAUCCCUUGCACUAUAGGAAAAUCUUAUUUUGAUAGAGCUUUAUGUGAUUUAAGGGCAAGUAUUAAUCUAAUGCCUCUCUCUGUUUUCAGGAAAUUGGGUCUUGGAGAAGUAAAGCCGACCACUAUCUCUUUACAAUUGGCGGAUAGAUCUAUUAAAUAUCCAAGAGGAGUCAUUGAGGACGUAUUAGUAAAAGUUGACAAGUUCAUCUUCUCGGCUGACUUCAUUGUCCUUGAUAUGGAUGAGGAUGAGGAGAUCCCUUUGAUAUUGGGUCGACCUUUCCUUGCGACGGGGAGAACCUUAAUUGAUGUCCAGCAAGGAAAACUUGUUUUAAGGGUCAGAGAAGAUGAGGUCACUUUUGAUGUAUUUAAGCCUAUGAAAUUUCCUUUCGAGACACAUUCUUGUUUUCAAAUAAGUGACCGAGACGUGAUCAUGGCCGAUGAGACUUAUGCAAUUGAUUUUCUAAAGUUACCACUUGAGGUAUGUCUUACUCGCUCUACACUUGUUAAAUUCAAAGAUGAAGAAGUCAAAGAGUGUGAAAGAUAUUUGGAGGCUACACCACUCUUUCCUCCUUCAAUGCAACCAAAAGUGGAAGACUUAAAAUCAUGUUAG
Quercus robur (English oak) is the source of this 1260-nucleotide messenger RNA. RefSeq lists its product as uncharacterized. Bases 1 to 1260 code for a protein of 419 amino acids. NCBI's taxonomy places the organism in Eukaryota, Viridiplantae, Streptophyta, Magnoliopsida, Fagales, Fagaceae. The transcript has a single exon. The record is from RefSeq and is a predicted model, not a curated record.